This is a messenger RNA of Marmota monax (woodchuck), 1122 nucleotides long. RefSeq names its product cylicin 2 (gene Cylc2). Lineage: Eukaryota; Metazoa; Chordata; Mammalia; Rodentia; Sciuridae. Gene Ontology annotation, cellular component: nucleus. The record is from RefSeq and is a predicted model, not a curated record. Gene Ontology annotation, molecular function: structural constituent of cytoskeleton. Bases 1 to 1122 code for a protein of 373 amino acids. The transcript has 4 exons.
AUGUCUGUUCCAAGAUUCCAAAAAAUAAACUAUGGGACAUAUGAUAAUUAUAUUCCAGUCAGUGAAUUAAGCAAAAAAUCAUGGAAUCAGCAACACUUUUCCCUGGCAUUUCCCAAACCACCAAGGCCAGGAACCAAAAGGAGAUCAAUACCUUCCCAGCUACGUGAUAAUACAACUCCUGUAAUCUAUGAAUCCCAAUUGGAGCAAAGAAGACCGCCACUAUGGAUGCACCGUUCUUUAAUGAGAAUUUCAGAGAGGCCAUCUGUUUAUUUAGCUGCCAGGAGGAGGCCUCCACCCAAACCCUCUAAACCACCUAAAGAAGGUGAGGAGAUGCUUUCAGGUGAGAAAACUGAAUCGGAAUCAGACUUCAGAGAAAAGGCAGAGUCAACGAAGAGCAAGGAUGAAGAAAGAGAAUCUAAAUCUGGCAAAAAGAGUAAAAGGGGUUCAAAAGAGAAGGAUUCCGGUUCAGAAACUGGAAGUGGAAAAGGACGGAAGAAAGGUAAGAAAGGUAAGAAAGGUGGCAAGGGCAAGGAGUCAGGUGAAGAGUCUGGGGAUGAGAAAGGAAGCGGAAAGAAAGGUAAGAAGAAGGGCAAGGGGUCAGGCGAAGAGUCUGAGGAGGAAAAAGAAGGCGGAAAGAAAGACAAGAAAAGUAGAAAGGGCAAAGACAAAGACGCACAGUCAGAAGAAGCAGAGGGAGAAGAAGCGGCCCCGCCCAUAGCAGAGACAGAAUCUGAAGAGGAAAAGGCAGCAGAAGACGGAAAGAAAGACAAGAAAGGGGGGAAGAAGGGCAAAGACAAGGAAGGAGGAGGAGAUACGGAAACGGAAGACGAAAAGGCAGGAGGCAAGAAAGACAAGAAAGGGGGGAAGAAGAAGGGCAAAGACAAAGAAGAAGGAGGAGGAGAUACAGAGACUGAAGACGACAAAGGAAGCGGAAAGAAAAGCAAGAAAGACAAGAAGUCUGGCAAGAAGGGCAAAGACAAGGAAGGAGGAGGAGAUACAGAAACCGAAGAUGAUAAAGCAAGCAGCGGCAAGAAGGAGAAAGAGUCCAAGAAAGAGGGAAAGAAGAAGGAUAAAGGUAAGAAGGGAGAAGGUAAGAAAGGUAAAUCCAAGAAGGGCAAGUAG